Molecule: messenger RNA, 2616 nt
Organism: Plenodomus lingam JN3
Lineage: Eukaryota; Fungi; Ascomycota; Dothideomycetes; Pleosporales; Leptosphaeriaceae
Source: RefSeq, a predicted model, not a curated record
AUGACUAUGUUCCCAACUCCAAAAUCGCUACACGACGAUUCACAAGCCCCGCGCAUAUAUAGUACGACAUUGCCUCAACACCGACUCAAUCAAGGAGAGGUUCCUCGUCCGCUGCAAGGAGAGUAUCCUGUAUGGUAUUUUCUCACCGGGGGCAUAUCACGGCAGCAAAUUCUCAUGAACUUGCUCAAGCUCGACAGGCUUCCAGACAUGCGACCAGCAAGCAUCAGGGAUAUGAAGGUAGUGCAGACUCAAUACUGCUCUUCGCUAGUUGCAGCUACAACGGAAGACGUCCAAGCUGGUCGAGAUGUCUGCGAAGGCUACGCAUACCUUGUCAAGAGCGAGGUCGAAGAGCUCGCCUUGCGACAAUUCAAGACUGCCCUUUAUGAUAUUGUCCGCUGCAAAAUCACCAUUUCUAAGACAGGAACAUUCUCAACUUACUCCGAUGUGGAGGGUCUCACAUUCGUAUACACCUCAGGCGAAACCUCGUUUCAGACCUUGUGCGAGCAUCCCAAAGAAUUGUUAGAGGAAGUGAUGGCAAAGGAGCGUAUGGUCAUCCAACCGACAUACGAUGCUCCAGCACUGGUGUCACAGAAAGCCACGCCAACCCUGCAUGUAUCACCUCAAGUGGCCAUGGCUGCUCCUUCAAGAAACUUUUUGGUGUCAAGUACCGAUUUCGCGGGUGUAUGGUGGGACGAGGACUACGACGAGGACGACAUAGAUGUAGGAUAUGAAAUGUCCUUCACGCCGGCUGUGCGGCCCCCGAGGCUUGAGGACCUUCCUGACCACACAAUUGCUCCUCCAAGAGGUGAUCCCCCGCCGUUCAGAAGCGGACUUCCACGAUCUACCUAUAUACCUGUCCAACAUACUCCAAGAGCAGGACGCAAUUAUCAAGGCCAGGGUAUCCAGGACGAGGAGACAAAACGUCAACGAAAGCGAGAAGCAGCUCAGGCUGCACGGGAAGCGAGCGCUGCCCAAGAAGCUCAAGAUGCAGUGCUUGCUCGACUGAUUCGAGCGGAACUCUUCAGUACAAAUGAACAAGAAGCCCGAGAUGCUGCAAUGGCUCGAAGGCUCCAUUUGGAACUGAAUGAAGACCCUUCUCCGCGCAAGCUCGAUGGUUCGCAGCCCGCAUCGCAAUCCAUCUCCUCUGCAUCCGGAUCGACAUCUUCUGCACCUAAAUCGACAUCAUUUGCGUCAAAAUCCAGGCGACCGCCUGCCACUCAAGAGUCUAUUCAUCAAGAGCAUUGUACUCAAGCGCCUAGCACUCGGGUGUCCGGUACUCAAGUGUCCGUUUCUGUGGAAGAAGUGAACUCAGAAGAGGGAGAGUCUGACGAAGAGGAGCGCAGCUCUGGCAAAGGUAGAGCCCAAUCCUGCAAAGAACAAGACGACGUUGUCAAAGACGAGGACGACUCUGAUGAGGAUGGAAGAGACUCCAGCAAAGGAAAAGGUUAUUCUGGCCAAGCAAAGGACUAUUCUGGCAAAGGGAAGGGAAGAUCGGAUGACCAAGCCGGCAGUUCCGACGAACAAUCACAGACUCGCUGGAAAGGCAAAGGCAAAGUCGCCAGCACAACAUUUGACGACAAGAAGUCGAUUUUGAUGAAAAGCAUCAGUUUCCCUUCGACCUCUGUCCGAGAAGCACCCGCAAUAGCUAAAAGUAGCCAGUCCAUGUGCACAAGCAUUUCUCUGCACAGGGAGAUCCCAGCAGAAGACUCUCGCGACAGAGCACGCCAUAUAGCCGCAAGCUGCCUUGACUUCACCGUGGAGCAUCAUGGCAACGUACGUUAUGAUGAGGUGCAGAUGCAUGGAUACGGCGGACACAGACAGCUCAGACCUGAUAGUCUGGGCUGUAAACUAGGCAAUUAUCUCGCAGCUUGGGCGCGCGAUGAGUUCACAUCGACCUAUCGUUCGCUUUGGAACGGAAGAGAAACGGCCGGCUUUGCAGGAGAUGAAAGAAUCUCCUCCUUGGGUUAUGUAAAGAAGCCGUACCAAGGUGGACGGGUUACUGAAUUCACGCGAUUCGUAAUCGGCAACGCAAGUGCAAAGAUGCGUGACGUCACCUGCUCUGCCUGCCCCCACCAGACUUCUAGCCCAAUGAACCUUAAUCUCCAUUGCAAUCACCAUUUGAAAUCCAGAUCGACAUUCUGCCCCCCACUCUGGCCUGCGCCAAGCAUGCAUCUUUGCGCAAGAAGCACAUAUUACAAAGCUGCCUGCAUACUCGAUUAUGAAACUGAAACGGAUGGGGGUGUCCACGCGCUAACUCUACUUGGCAGGAUUUAUUUUCCUGGUGGUACACGACACCCCCGUCACCCGUGGACACCCUGUGGCACUGGUCAUGUAGUGCUCAGGUCAGGUCAAUGUUGUUACGAGUCUUACGAGCCUAGUAGUGGUGCACUUCGCCGUUACCAGUGGUCCGUUACCAAACGUUCGGUUCUCUGUGUCAAGAGGUUGGUUACCCCAAGUGGGGCUCUGAGGAAGAUUGUCGUAUACUUGGGAUCUGUUGCUGACACAGCAGACACAGUGACACCAGUGAUUUCUCAGCCGCCUUGGGCAUCUUCCUAUCGUUCGACUGACUCUCCUCGAGGAGAGAUGGUGCAGUACGACACAACAUUGUCCUACUAG